GCCAAUUUUGCGUCAAAAACUGUUAAAUUUUCCAGUCACUUACUACAAAAUCCUGCGUACACUUGCUGAUUUGUACGUCUCCAUCACUUUAAACAGCAAUAAACAGUUUUUUCACGGACUUUUCACAGGUGUUUGCUGUUGCUGCCAAGAGACGACCAUGAUCCUGCUGACUCCCUCCUCUGGUGUGUUUCAGUGCAAGAACAAGCUGCUGCUGAGUGACCGCGCUGGGCUGCACUUUAAAGAGUUUGCCCGGAAGAAUGCAGCUAACGCCCUGUCUGUGGCCAACCUGGUCAUGGGCCUGGCCUCCAUCCUCAGCAGCCUCAACGGGCACCAUCACGCGGCCUGUUGGCUCGUUCUGAUUGGAUACAUGUUGGAUUUGGCUGAUGGAGCUGUUGCCCGGCAACUGGACGCCUGCUCGGCUCUGGGAGCAAAGCUGGAUGACUUUGCAGACUUCACAACCUUUGGCAUCGCCACAUCUCUGCUCCUCAGAACCCCCGAGCUCCUGGACAACCUCUUGUGCAUGUGCUACGUCCUGUCUGUGUUCGCCCGCCUCUGCUUCUACUCCAGUGGAAUCCCAUUCAUGUACCGGGGUCUUCCGUGUAUUUACUCGUCUGCCAUUGUGGCCAGUGCGUCUCUGCUCUCUGGAGGAAACAUGGCUCUGCUCCGUGUAAUCGCCGUGCCCAUGAUCCUGUUCAUGAUCAGCCAAACUUUCUACCCACACGACCGCGUCCUGGAAUCUCAGGCCUGGAAGAAGGCCGUCUAUGCAGGAGGAGUGGUGAUGGUGUUCUGUUCUUCUUUCUCUCCGGCCUGUGUGUACUACCUCCUCUGGUCCAUCUCCUACAUCCUGUUCCCUACCUCCCUCUGGAGCUCCAAAGUGUGAGCAGCAACAACUGUGAGGCACACCUACUCUGAGGAGCACUCCUACUGAAGAGAGCUGUUCAUGAACUGAUGCUCUGCUGCC
Messenger RNA from Boleophthalmus pectinirostris (great blue-spotted mudskipper), 961 nucleotides. It is a transcript of the gene tmem269, whose product is annotated as transmembrane protein 269. Gene Ontology annotation, biological process: phospholipid biosynthetic process. Gene Ontology annotation, cellular component: membrane. Lineage: Eukaryota; Metazoa; Chordata; Actinopteri; Gobiiformes; Gobiidae. Bases 158 to 880 code for a protein of 240 amino acids. The record is from RefSeq and is a predicted model, not a curated record. The transcript is spliced from 7 exons. Gene Ontology annotation, molecular function: phosphotransferase activity, for other substituted phosphate groups.